This is a messenger RNA of Staurois parvus, 326 nucleotides long. The record is from the annotation of a GenBank genome assembly. NCBI's taxonomy places the organism in Eukaryota, Metazoa, Chordata, Amphibia, Anura, Ranidae.
AUGAUUUUGCAUUUCUGGGGGAGGAAAAACUGUUUGUAAACAAAACAAUUCUCUCCCCUGUCAGCUUCUGCACACUGCUUUGCAUGGCUGUGCAUAGCACAGCCAUGCAAAGCAGUGUGCUUACAGUGAAGCACACACAGCCACAUAGCUACAAACAGCACACAGUUAGCCCUUUGAUUGCCCCACAUGAUAACCCCUUUAUGCCCAGUGCCAUUAGCACAGUGUCAGUGCUUUUUAUCAGCAUUGAUCACUGUAUUAGUGUCACUGUGGAUGUCAGUGACACCAAGUCAGUUCCCCCCCAGUGUCAGAAUGCCCGUCACAGUCCC